Molecule: messenger RNA, 1305 nt
Organism: Funneliformis geosporum
Lineage: Eukaryota; Fungi; Glomeromycota; Glomeromycetes; Glomerales; Glomeraceae
Source: the annotation of a GenBank genome assembly
AUGGAAUCUGAUCUAAUUGACUUGGAGUCGGAUAUUGAAAAGAAAAAGGGAACUCAAUCUGGACUUCAAAUAGCUCGAAGAGGUUUUAAAUUGUAUUCUGAAAUAGAAUUUGAUUCGGUGGAGAGGGAGCAUAAGAGAACAAGAUUUGAGCAAUAUGAUGAACAGUCCUCGUCAGCAUCUACAGCAUCAAUUUCAAUAAACGUUCAGAAUAAUUUAGAAGACGACUCAUCACCAAUACAUUCUUCGUCAUUACUCAAUAUUAUACAGAAUUAUUGUAAAAAAGAUUCAACAUCCAAAUAUGAUCAUAUUCUCGAUCUUACACCCGCGUCGAAAAUUUCAAAGGAAUUUACACCAGAUGAUUGGAAUAAACUCAUUUCUGAUCGCCCUGCUGUAGUUGGAGUUGAAUAUUAUAAAGAGUUGGAACCAAUCCUUGAUUACUUGUUUAGACGAAUAAAUGAAAAGAAAAUAAAAUACGUUCAUCAAGCUCGCGAUCUAUGGGAAAAUUUAAGAAACAUUGAGGCUCCUAAUCAUAAAGAAUAUUUUUCAUAUAAUAAAGACGAUUGGAAUAAAAUAUUGUGGUGGGUGGAGCAUGCCGUAUGUCGAUUUCUUAAUGCUUUUGAAUCGGAAAAUAAUCCAUUAAUGCAAACAAAUUGUCACGAGAGAGAGUGGUUUGGGGGUUAUUUGAUUCCUAUUUUCGAAGGUGCAUUAAGACUUGAUGGGCGUUGUCGGGUGCCAUGGGGCGAGGUUACAGUCCAAUCCACUAUCCGAAGACGUAAUAGCGAAAAGAAAAUUUUGGAAGAAAAAGUAGAACGGGGACACCUAGCAGAUAUGUCAUGCAUAUUUGAUAAUUAUGAAUUGGUUUGUUGCUUGGCAUGUGGUGGUCCCCACAAAUAUGAUCUCACUAAACUGGCUUCGGAUGAAUUUAAUCUCCCGAGGAUGAUGAAAGACAUGUUGGAUGAUAUUCGACAGAAAUUUAGAACGAUUAAAAAAGAUCCAUCAUGUCUCUAUAUUGUAGGACUUCAUGUAAGUAGAUAUCAAUACAUGUCAGAAGUUCGAGUUUAUUUGAUUGAAUUACGCGAAGUUUAUCGAUUUCAUUUAAUUAAAACAAUUCAUCACCCUUUAACGUUUGCUUUUUAUCAUAAUCUGCGUGUUAGUUUAAGUUGGGCUUGGAAUAUUCGAGUUCGUAUAGAACUUAUUGUUGAUAUGGAAAUUGGCUCAUCAACUCCUCCUCCACCGGAUUCAAAUGAAAUGACUACACCAGAGACUCCAACCAAAACCAUAAAGAGACCGAGACCAACCAAGUAA